Molecule: messenger RNA, 1054 nt
Organism: Cylas formicarius (sweet potato weevil)
Lineage: Eukaryota; Metazoa; Arthropoda; Insecta; Coleoptera; Brentidae
Product: S-formylglutathione hydrolase
Exons: 3
Coding region: 147-998 (283 amino acids)
Biological process (GO): formaldehyde catabolic process
Cellular component (GO): cytosol
Molecular function (GO): S-formylglutathione hydrolase activity
Source: RefSeq, a predicted model, not a curated record
UGUGAUUGAAGUUAAUCGCACUGCAUCAUUCGUAAACAGUAUUGAUAACCUCACAACAUUGCACUUUUGACCUCGUAUUUCAAGGUUUUUUGCGAUUUUACUCCCAGUCUCUUACGAUAAAGUGGUUUUUACGUGAGAUUUCAAUCAUGGCCUCCCUUACGCAAGUUUCAUCAAAUAAAUCGUUCGGCGGCCACCAGAAGGUCUACAGCCAUGAAUCCAAAGUUCUGGGCUGUACCAUGAAAUUCGGUAUCUAUCUUCCGCCGCAAGCCGAACAGGACAAAAACCUUCCGGUUAUCUAUUGGCUCUCGGGACUGACAUGCUCGGAGGCAAACUUCAUAGAAAAAGCGGGGGCCCAGCGAUACGCCGCCGAACACGGGGUGAUAAUCGUAAACCCAGACACGUCGCCCCGAGGCUUAAGCAUACCCGGCGACUCCGAGUCGUGGGAUUUCGGAGUUGGAGCCGGUUUCUAUUUAAACGCAACCCAAGAACCGUGGAGGAAAAACUACAAGAUGUAUGAUUAUAUUAGAACAGAGUUGAUCGAUUUGAUUAAGGAUAAUUUUAAGAUCAACGCCGCUAAACAAUCCAUCAUGGGCCAUAGCAUGGGGGGUCACGGGGCGUUAAUUUUGGCGCUGAAAAAUCCAGGCCUGUUUAAAUCCGUAUCAGCGUUUGCGCCAAUUUGUAAUCCGAGCGAGUGCCCGUGGGGAAUCAAAGCCUUUUCGGGUUACUUAGGACCCAAAGAGACCGGACGGUGGAACGAGUGGGACGCCACGGAAUUAGUUAAAAAUUAUAACGGCCCGCCUCUAGAAAUUUUAAUCGACCAGGGCCUAGCGGAUGAUUUUUUGUUUCAACUUAAUCCCGAGAGAUUGGUGGAAGCUUGCAAAUCAGUGAGGACGCCGGUCGUCCUUAAUCAACGGGAAGGUUACAACCACAGUUACUUUUACAUCUCGUCUUUUAUCGGCGAACACAUCGCUCAUCACGUUAAAUAUUUGAAAAACUAGCUGUGUUAUAUUUGAAAUAAAUGAUUUCUGCUUAUCCUUCAUGGUUUAUCGAAGUU